Messenger RNA from Chelmon rostratus (copperband butterflyfish), 1065 nucleotides. Its product is annotated as olfactory receptor 6N1-like. The coding region runs from base 1 to 1065 and encodes 354 amino acids. Gene Ontology annotation, biological process: G protein-coupled receptor signaling pathway. Gene Ontology annotation, cellular component: membrane. Gene Ontology annotation, molecular function: olfactory receptor activity; G protein-coupled receptor activity. The transcript has a single exon. NCBI's taxonomy places the organism in Eukaryota, Metazoa, Chordata, Actinopteri, Chaetodontiformes, Chaetodontidae. The record is from RefSeq and is a predicted model, not a curated record.
AUGGACGCUGCUGAGGGACUGCAGCAGCACUUCAGCUCUUCAUCGCAGUCUCACCACAUCGUCGCUCACUUCAGACGUAGCUGGAAUGUGCCUCCUGUGGCUCCUCGCAGACGUUUUCCUGACAGGAUGGAUCAGGUUUCUAAUGUUUCCACAGUGAGAGUUUUUCAUUUGGCAGCCUUCAAUGAGACGCUGAAUCACAGGAUCACCAUCUUCUGUCUGUCUCUGCUGUGUUACAGCGUCAUUCUGCUGGUGAAUGUCUCACUCAUCGUGACCAUUGUCUUGGAUGAAAACCUGCACGAGCCCAUGUACAUUUUGUUAUGCGUCUGCUGCAUCAAUGCACUUUACGGGACGACGGGUUUCUACCCGAAGUUCCUCGCUGACCUCCUGUCGUCGGCUCAGGUCAUCUCUUACGGCGGAUGUCUUUGUCAGGCGUUCGUCAUGUACUCGUUUGUUUGCAGCGACACGUCCAUUCUUGCGGUCAUGGCUUACGACCGGUACCUGGCCAUAUGCCGGCCGCUGCGGUACAGCUCCGUGAUGACGAGGAAGAGGAUCUCCGAGCUGGUGCUCUUCUCUUGGUUAACGCCUUUCUGCGUUUUCUCCGUGAACAUCCUGCUGACGAGCCGACUGACGUUCUGUGACGCGGACAUUCAGAGACUCUUCUGUGUGAACUGGCUCAUUGUCGAACUGGCCUGUCCCGACAUGGACACUGUUGUAAAUAAUGCAUUUGCGUUUGCUACGUUGUCUAUUUAUAUCUGUCACUGGCUGUUUGUGGUGUGGACUUACGUUUAUCUCGUUCAGACGUGCUUGCACUCCAAAGAGGACAGAGCAAAGUUUAUGCAAACGUGUUUGCCUAAUUUAAUCUCUUUGGUCACCUUCUUUGUCAUUGUGGUGUCUGACAUAAUGCACAUGCGAUAUGCCUCCGAGGAUUUGCCUCAGGGCUUUCAUAACUUCGUCGCUCUGGCUGUUCUGGUUGUUCCUCCGGUUCUGAAUCCUUUAUUAUACGGAUUCAAAAUGACCAAAAUACGCAACAGCAUUUUUGUUUUGGUUCAUGUGAGGUGGAAAUGA